CUGGUUGUUAAGGACACCAUUUUGAAUGUUUUUGUAAUAGCUUGGCACCUCGUGAAUCGGAAUAAUACUUGGAAGUUGUUAUAUUUAAAUUAACGUUUCAAAAUGGGAGAUUCUGUUGAUGCCAAGAAGAAACCUACAUCUGAUGAAAUAUUAAGUGAUAUAAAUCUUGGUGUGAAGAGUGAAUCAUCCGUUCAAAACACUUAUAUAAUUAGACCUAAUUAUUCACAAAAAUUUCGGCCAGCCAAUGUCAAGGAACUGAUUCACACAGUAUUGGGUGAGAAGCUAUCAGGUGUUACAUACUCAUCAGAAGAAUCUACAGCAUUGACAAAAGACAUUGCAGACUCUAUAAAGUUUAAAUUAAAAGACUUAGGAUAUGACAGAUACAAGUUUAUAGUACAAGUUGUCAUUGGAGAGCAAAGAGGGGAAGGGGUCAAAAUGGGCUGUCGCUGCUUUUGGGACUCGGACACAGACAACUAUGCACAGGAUAUUUUUAUAAAUGAGUCCCUGUUCUGUGUGGCAGCAGCUUACGGUGUUUUCAAGUAUUAGGAGCAGACAACAAAAGCAAGUCAAGAGAUUGGUUGUGAUAGUGUAAAUUAUGAGGUGAUAACUUUGUAAAACUUAAUGACUGCUUCACCUGUACAUAUUAAUUAUGUUGGACUAGUGGAUGUCAUUGGAUGAUUCUGCUGCUAAAUCUGGCCAAGUGAUGUGUGCGAUGUUGCUAAUGACUUCCUGUUUUCCUUUUUUUUUUUUUUUGUCUACUUCUGGUAGGAGUAGAUCAUGUUCAUGAAUUUUAUAUCCCAGUUUAGAAUUUUCUUGACAAUAUCUGAUAAAAUAAAACUUUUGCUAAUAUGAAUAUAAAAAAUGUUUAUUUAUUCAUGUGGCUGCACAUGCAUUCUAAUUAAUUCCUAAAUGUUCUGACCAUAUAUUACACUAACUGUUCAACCACAUGAAUUGCUUUUUAUAGUUUAAAGAAGUUAUGCACUACUGCUUAACUGCAUACAUUUUCUUCAAUAGGUUAUACCAAAGUUACUUUUUGAGGUCUUAGCAACAUGGUGGCCAUUGUGUAUAUAGUUGUAUGAUAUUUUAUGCUCAAAUAAAUUAAUAAAAUGUGGCAGUUAUCAAUAAAGUGCACAAAUUCAACUUUUAAA
Biomphalaria glabrata is the source of this 1148-nucleotide messenger RNA. Its product is annotated as dynein light chain Tctex-type protein 2B-like. Gene Ontology annotation, cellular component: cytoplasmic dynein complex; cytoplasm. Gene Ontology annotation, molecular function: dynein intermediate chain binding. Gene Ontology annotation, biological process: microtubule-based movement. NCBI's taxonomy places the organism in Eukaryota, Metazoa, Mollusca, Gastropoda, Planorbidae. The transcript is spliced from 5 exons. The record is from RefSeq and is a predicted model, not a curated record. Bases 103 to 546 code for a protein of 147 amino acids.